AUGACCUAUACAGAGUUAUUUCAUGCUUUAAUUCAGAAGAACUUGGUGCAAACAAGGACUCCACUGGCUAUUUCGAAAGAGCUUCCAUGGUGGUAUAAAGCUGACCAACAUUGUGCAUUCCACCAAGGAUCACUUGGCCAUGAUACUGAGAAUUGUUUCUCCUUGAAGGAUGAGGUAAGAAGGUUAAUGCAAAGUGGUAUCUUGUCAUUUGAAGAUUCUAAUCCCAACGUACAAGCUAAUCCGUUGCCCAAACAUGGCAAUGGAACUGUGAAUAUUUUCGAAGGUUGUCCAGGAAAGUACCGAGUUUUUAACGUUAAUCUAAUCAGAAGAUCCUUGGUUGAAGUGCAUGUUACUUUAUGUGAAUUGAGCUAUUAUGAGCAUGACCAUUCUUCUUGCCAGGUUUUUUCUAGAGAUCCUCGAGGAUGUGCUGUUGUGAAAAGAUACUUACAUGAGAUUUUAGAUCAGAACCUUAUUCAGAAUACUGUUGUUUCUCCGUUGGUUAUUCAUUUGGAGGGUCCUAUGCCUUACCAGUCUGAUAAAGUUGUGCAUUACAAGUAUAAUGCUACCAUGAUAGAAGACGACAAAGAAGUGACUAUUACUGCUUUUCCGUUUGUUGUGAACAUCGCCAAUAAAACUCCUGUUGUACAAGCCGGACAAUCCAGUAUUGUGAAUCAAAAUGUUGAUCAAGAUGAGGUGCUGAAAUUGAUCAUGAAAAGUGAUUUCAAUGUGGUGGAUCAGUUGUUGCAUACUCCGUCCAAGAUAUUCGUGUUAUCCCUACUGAUGAGUUCGGAAGCACACCGAGAAGCUUUGUAUAAGGUCCUAGAGAAAGCCUAUGUGGAACAUGACGUGACAAUUGAUAAAUUUGAUGGCAUUGUGGCCAAUAUUACCGCAUGUAACAAUUUGAGCUUCAGUGAUGAAGAGCUUCCCGAGCACGGGAGGGAACAUAAUUUAGCCCUACAUAUCUCUAUGAACUGUCAAGAAGAUUCCAUGUCCCAUGUGUUGGUGGAUACUGGAUCCUCUUUGAAUGAUAUGCCCAAAUCUACGUUGUCUAAAUUUGCUUACCAAGGUGCUCCGAUGAGAUUCAGUGGAGUUGUUGUGAAAGCUUUUGAUGGCCCGAGGAAGACUGUAAUUGGGGAGGUUGAUCUCCCAAUAAAUAUAGGUCUGUGCUUAUUUCAGAUCACUUUUCAAGUGAUGGAUAUUCAUCCCGCCUACAGUUGUCUCUUAGGACGUCCGUGGAUUCAUGAGGAUGGGGCAAUUACAUCAACUCUACACCAGAAGCUAAAGAUUGUGGAGAAUGGGAAGUUAGUGAUCGUGGGUAGCGAGCAGGCCAUGUUAGUGAGUCAUCUCUCUUCAUUUUCGUACAUUGAUACCGAUGAAGUUGAGGGGACGUCAUUUCAAGUUUUAUCUAUUGAUAAUGUUACUGUUAAGAAGAGUGGUGGAUCCAUGUCAUCCUUAAAAGAUGCCCAGUUUGUGGUGGAGAAUGGUCAAUCUGCUAUAUGGGGACAAAUUGUUGAGCUUGCUGAGAAAAAGAACAAAGCUAGUUUGGUUUCUUCACCUGGUUCAACCCGAAGGGAUUUGAAGUGA
This is a messenger RNA of Lathyrus oleraceus (garden pea), 1584 nucleotides long. RefSeq lists its product as uncharacterized. The coding region runs from base 1 to 1584 and encodes 527 amino acids. The transcript has 3 exons. Gene Ontology annotation, biological process: proteolysis. The record is from RefSeq and is a predicted model, not a curated record. Lineage: Eukaryota; Viridiplantae; Streptophyta; Magnoliopsida; Fabales; Fabaceae. Gene Ontology annotation, molecular function: aspartic-type endopeptidase activity.